AUUCUUGAAUCAACAGGGAAAAGAAGAAUAUAAAGAAAAAAAGAUAUAAAGAGAGAAGGAGAUAUGGGAAGCAAGAAAUAAAUUUACAAAGAAUUUCACUUUCCCAUCUCCUUCUCUUUUGGGUUAUCUGAUUUUGGGUGUUUUUCUUGGAAGCCAACAAGAUUUCAUUUGGCAGAAAUGAGGGACAAAGCUUCUGUGUCUAAGGACCUUAAUCUCAAGCACACCAAGAUAUUGGAUGGUCUUCUUAAGCUGCCUGAGAAUAAGGAGUGUGCAGAUUGUCGAAACAAGGCUCCAAGAUGGGCAAGCGUGAAUCUCGGAAUAUUUAUAUGCAUGCAGUGCUCAGGAAUACAUCGAAGUCUUGGAGUACACAUAUCGAAGGUAAGAUCUGCAACACUCGAUACUUGGCUACCGGAGCAGAUCGCCUUCAUGCAGUCUAUGGACAACGUAAAGGCAAACAGCUACUGGGAAGCUGAAUUGCCAGAAGACCAUGACAGGGGUGACAUUGAAACUUUUAUUCGUACCAAGUAUGAAAAAAAACAGUGGGUUUCUAAAACUGCAAAUCCACCCAACCCAUUAGAUUUUCAAGAUGACACAGAUUUAAUAGAAGGCAUGAUCGAGACUGACAUUCCAAAGAAAGCAAGAAAAUAUUCUCUGGAGGAAGAGGCUAUAACUGAGUACAUGUCACAAGUUAUAACUACAACAAGGCCUGCACAUGGGGCCUCACUUUCGAUGGAUUUAAUGGAAGAGGAUUUUUCUAUAACUCCACCUGCGAAGCCUAAAAGGGAUCCAUCCAUAAGAAAGAGUAAUGCUGGUACAGAUCUUUUCAGUUUGCUCUAUGUCACAGAGGGAAAACAUGAUCGUACUGUCGUACCUCCAUCCCGUUGGGCAACUUUUGACUGAACUGCAUUAAUGGAGAUACAAAGAGAUAAAAACAAUGCCUCAGUAGGUUUCCUGAAGCAACGUUUAACAAAUGGAAGCAGGCAUUGAUUUUCAUCAAAAUGGAACUGAAUCACCGGAAGCACGUUUCACUCUACUCCGCCAUGAUGAGCACGAGACCUUCCAACUCUUUCACCUUAAAAUCACACUCAAAGAGAAAAGUAUCUUAUCCACUUCAUAUUCAGAUUUUUCUACAAUUUAUGAUUUGCAAGAUGUAUGAAAGAAUGUGCUACAGUCAAUAUCAAUCUUCUUUCGUUAUAUUUCAGCUUCUUCAAUCCAUCAUUUUCUUUCUGU
This is a messenger RNA of Daucus carota subsp. sativus, 1230 nucleotides long. RefSeq names its product probable ADP-ribosylation factor GTPase-activating protein AGD15. Lineage: Eukaryota; Viridiplantae; Streptophyta; Magnoliopsida; Apiales; Apiaceae. The coding region runs from base 178 to 900 and encodes 240 amino acids. The transcript has 9 exons. The record is from RefSeq and is a predicted model, not a curated record. Gene Ontology annotation, molecular function: GTPase activator activity.